Molecule: messenger RNA, 978 nt
Organism: Closterium sp. Naga37s-1
Lineage: Eukaryota; Viridiplantae; Streptophyta; Zygnematophyceae; Desmidiales; Closteriaceae
Source: the annotation of a GenBank genome assembly
AUGCAGCCUUUAGUAUGCGCGCGCGCCUCUCCUUUCGUACGUCUCAAGUCAAGCACUGGUACUGCCUCUACCAGUGCUUUCACAACCAGCACCCGUGCAGGUGUGAGAAUUUCAUUGUUGUCCCAGCAGCACCCCUUCGACGUUGAUUCUUCUGGAGACGCAGCUGCGGAGAAAGCAUCUAAGGGCGAAACGGCAGUGUCGGUACCAGAAAGCGUCUAUCUUCUACGACCCAGAGUUUCAGACUGGGACGCAAAGCGAGCAGCACACAUAGCGGCGAACCCGGGGUGCAACCGAACGGCAAAGGGCAAGCCACGGGUGAUGAUGGUGACAGGGUCCAACAGCAAGCCGUGCGGGGAGCACGGCGAGAGCGACUUCCUGCUGCUCAAAUUCCUCAAGAACAAACAGGACUAUGCACGAAUCCACGACCUGCAGAUCUUCUAUGGCAUGGGUCCCAUGAACAAGAAUUUUCCCGCAUUCUGGGUGAAGAUUCCUCUGCUGCGCAUGCUCAUGCUCAAGUACCCGGAGGUGGAAUGGUUCUUCUGGAUUGAUUCAGACGCCAUGAUCACAGACAUGGCAUUUGAGUACCCGAUAGAGGAACACUCGUCUGCCACCGUCGUCCUAUCUGGCUUCCCGGAUACCCUCUUCAAGAAAAAGGACUGGGUGGCCAUUAACACUGGAGCUUUCUUUAUUAGAAACAGCCAGGAUGGGUUGGACUUCUUGGAUGACUGGUCAACGUUUGGCAGCAGUGAGGCAGUGCGCUUGCAAUGGGGCACUGUUGCCAGCAAAACGUUGCAUGGCCGUGCUGAUUGGCCAGUGGAUGAUCAGACGGCUCUGGUCCUGCUGCUGCUGGGGGAGGGGGAGACCCCUGAAAGCAAGAAGAGGGGUGUGAUGCUGCGCAAGGACAAAUGGCUUCCGCGUAUUGAGAUCGAUUGGAGGACAACCUUGCAUGGUUACUGGAUGUCCUUUGUUGACAAGUAA